AAAAAUAAUUACUAUAAGAAAGUUAUGUUACUUGUUGACGUAUAAAACUAUUGAGCUGACGUUAAAAAUAUGAGCAAUCCGUUUGAUUUUCAAACUGAAAGUAUUAAGUUCCUAAACGAACAUUUCACCGUUGCCAUGACAACAAUGUUGUGAUCAAAGUUGUGAUGUUGUUACUUUUAAAUAUCUUUCGUAUAAAAGUAAUACACCUUGGAUGAUGAUAUUUUUAAAUAUCUACAUUGACAUUUAACUUGGUAAAAUGUUACCUAUACGCGAUUUCAUAUUUACUAUACUUGAGCAAUAUUACAACACAACAGAUUUGAAAUUGAAUGAGAAUUCAGAAGAUGCAUUAACAGAUUUCAUCAAUAAUCCACAAAUACUCAUAAUUCAGGGAUAUAUGAAACAAGAUAAUAUUUAUCUUCAAACCAGAAUAAAGGAUGAUAAGAACAAAUCUAUAGUAUUCUAUAAAACAUCUGCACAAGAGCUACUGCAUGAUGAUGCAGUGCACAAUAUCAAUAUAUUGACCCUCUCUAGUAACACAGCUGAGACUCUCUACCAGAUUUGGAGACAAGUUUACACACCUCUGUUAGCUGCGGAAAAUGAUUUGUAUUCCAAUAAGAUACAAAAGAAUCUGUCAGACCUAGAGUCUAAUUUGAGGAUUUUAGCCCAUGGAAAAGGAAAUACUAACAUAAAUGUUGUGUUAUCAAUCCAAGAUGAAUUGGAAUAUUGGAAAACUGUUGCACAGAAGAAGGACGCCAGUAAAAAAGAAAAAGAGGCUGCAUCCAAUUUUUGUGAACUAUUUGAAGAUAUUGUUGAAGAAAUACGCACAAUUAAUUCAAGUCCCAUGGAAGAGAUCAGGGAAUCAGCAGAAAAUAUAGGUGGAAUCCUGGAUGAUAUAUGGCGGAUUACUACUUCCCCAUACUCCCAAGAAAGGAUGGUACACAUCUUUGAUAUUAUUGGGCACGAAUUAUGUUCAGAAAUACAAAAGUCUGUGUGUAUUAAUGAACUUUGGAAAGUACACAACAGCAGCAAGGAUAGCGAGAUAUUGAACCUUUUGUCAGACAGUUUUAAAGUAGUACAGACUUGGAAUAGUGCUUGCAAGUCAUUGACUGAGACAUACUGGCCUAACUACGCACUGCAUGCAUGGAACGGAAAACCUUACGCCCCGCCGUUUUGUUUGAAUUUUCAAAAUAGGAUAAAGGAGCUUCAUGACAUCAGGUCUACACAUAGUCAGCUGAAUAAAUUGCUGACCAACAGUGAACGAUCAGAAUUGCAGACCCAUCAACUGUUUACACCUUUCGAAACUGUAAACAUUUGGAUGUGUAACGGGCCGAACCCAGGAUGGGAGACAGCAGUUUCUAAGUUUUCAACCAGCUUGCGUCCUGCUGAAACUAAAGUCGCUGAGAAAUUAAAACCGAGGUUACAUAAUAUGUCUACAAAACAGAUGCUAUACGAGUUCAUGAGAUACAGUGCGUUAAUAGAGCGCCCUCUGGUGAAGCACGCGCUCAACAACGAACUGGAAAUAUUCGUGUCUUCACUUAUUUCCAUGUUAAAAAGUAUACAAACACAAUUAGACGCUGAGGAGCUCGAUGUUAAGAUGUACCAGCCGCCAGAAAUGUCCACUGUUGUGCUACAAAUACAGUGGGCGAAACUGACUGAAGCUAAGGUCAAAGAAAUUCAAAUGUGCGCUGAGAAAUAUUUAAAAGAAUUCGAAGGAAGUUCCGAGUUACAUAAUCUCGCUACGAAGGUGUUGAAAGAUCUCAAAAAUAUGUACACACAACUACAUGAAGAGUGGUGUCGUGACCUUCAGGCUCAAGCAAAGAACGGUUCUCUCCAAAUAUCUACGGAUAAGCCGGUCGUGGAAUUCAGUGGCAGUAACAAGCUGAUGGUAGUGAACUUCAACCCGGGGCUCGUUCGUAUGGAACUGGAGGCGCGGGCACUCGCUGCCAUGCGACUGCCGCCCCCACCCGCCGCGGCAGCACUGGACUCACUCAGCACUGCGCUGGCGCAUGCACGACCAUUGCAACAGGUUGCGUCAUUCCACAAUACGUUGGGUGAACGAAUGAUCCCGUCCACUCGUCCAAUGAUGUUGCAAGCUGCAUUAGAUUUGUCCAACCUAGUACAAGACCAGAAGGCAGUAUACUGGGACGAUGUCGAACAACUCUCCAAUUAUACGGACAAACUCAAGAAAAUUGUCUUGAAGUUAGAAACGCAGAACACUUACCUAACAGGUCAACACCUAGCCAUAAGGAAUAUCGUGCAGAAACUUAUUGAGACAGAACUACUAGCCAAGCAGUCUGAGUGGAAGAAAGGUGUAAAAGAGAUGCGAGAUAUUAUAGAGACGGUGGAAUCAAAUGGUUAUAAGAACACAGAACUAUGGAGAUCUCAUUGGGACUGGCAGCUUUAUAAAGCUCUUGAAUAUCAGUACAUAAAAACAUUGCUGUCUUUACAUAAGCAUUUUCCACAUGUCAAAGUUGAUUUGGUUUUGCGUGGAUACGCAGUGCGCGUGCAACCUUCAAUGGAGGAAUUACGCGUCCAGCACUACCACCAGCUGCGCCGCCUGGUGGCCAUGCCGGCGCAUUUCGUGGGGGUACAGACCAACAUCACUGACAAACAGACCAUCUUCGCUGCUAUUGUGGAAAAGCACAGCUGGCUAGGUAACAAAGCCGUACGACAGUUGGAAUCAGCAUUGUCCUCUCUAGAAGCGACGUGUGCAUCGUGGACCCGUCGCGCGGCCCUCGCGUGUGUCCCGGACCUGGACGCGCUGUGCCAACUACACCUCACGGACCCACAACACUGGGAGAACAACUUCAAAGCCUGUAAAGCUUACGGCCAGGCUGUCGCUAAGAUGACUUUUGAAGACGAAAAGAUAGAAUGGAUAACAGUCGGUACAAUAACCCUUCGACGUGAGUUCGAGGCUCAAGCGCGAAGUCUAUGGGCUUGCCUGAUGUCAUCCCUAGUAGCCAGUUGUAGAUCAGACGCAGCCAGAAUUGAUGCCUUCGUGGCUUCAGCGGCAGUUAUGCUGGAAAACCAAGCAUUGCCCAAAAACGCUAAAGAACUUGCAGAAAUGAGCGCCACCCAACAAGCAUUGCAACAACAGAUGCCCGAGAUGGAGAGCACAGUUGAAGCGCUGAAACGCAAAAGCCACAUGCUACGCACAUGGGGAGGAGAUACAUCAGUGGAUGGGACCAUGAAGGAAUGGCGGAAGAUACACGAACUUAUGCUCAGCCAACAGAAAAUGUUUGAACAUCAGGCUGAAAUAGUGAAGUCAAGUUUGAGCGGUGAUUGGGAUAAUUUGAAUUCAAGUGUAGAAGCUUGGACAUCGCGAUGGAGUCAGGCUAAACCGCGCCUGGAUGACACCCAUGGCGUGGACUAUGCAGAGAUGCUCGAUAGAUGUCGCUCUGUGUUCGAAGCGCACGCGAGCUUGAAUAAGUUUGUCACAGACAGGGAUGAACUGAUAAAAGAAUGUGACAAAUUCCAAAUGAAAGUACAGCUCAGUGACACCUGGGAUCAAGCUGAGAAGCUUAUGGCUGAGUAUGUUACUUUAUGGACACCACUAAAGGAGUACAAUGAAGAAUUUGAAUCGAUGGCAGACCAAGAAUGGAUUGUCUUUCAGAAAAAGAUACAUUUGAUAGAAGAGUUUUCAGUAAAAUGGAAGAGUCGUUUGGAACCAUUUACUAUUGUUACUUUGUACAUACAACAGGAACUGGAGAAGUAUUCGGAUUUGGCUCCCCUACUAAAAUAUCUGCGAGGUACAGAUUUUACGGAACGCCAUUGGCAUGAGGUGUACAGUCUACUGGAGAUGGAGUAUAAGAAACCAGACACGUUGCAAGUCAGGGAUCUGCUGGGAGCCGCGAUGAAUAUUAAGAAACACAUCAAAUACUUGCAAAAAAUCUGCAGUGCUGCAUCAAGUGAGUCUGCAAUCAGGAAUGCUCUGAAUGAGCUUGAGAUUUGGUUCGCGGGCGCUCGUUUCAACAUCACAUACUACAAUGAUAAGGCGAAACGUCCCACGCCUAUAGUGAAAGACUUUAAGGAAAUACUUAGUAAGAUUGAAGAACAACAAUGGGUGGUGUCCUCACUAUCAGGCGGUGCGAACGGAUCCGAUGCAUGCAACACAUGGGAGGCGCGGCUCAGGGCUGCGCGGGCGCUGCUACGUGCCACACAUCAUGCACAAAGGAGGUGGCUGUACUUAGAACCGAUACUCUCCAAUGAUGAUGGUGAAUUAGGAGUCAAAUUCCGGAAAGUAGACCAAGGCUUUCGACAAGUUACCAGAAUAUUAGAAUCGGACCCUAGGCUCUCAGCUUUACUGCAGUCUUCAAGACUUCAACCUAUGCUGGACUCCAUAUCUGAACAACUCUUAGCUUGUCAGUCAGCCUUAAAUGUCUAUAUUGAUGAAAAACGUUCCGUAUUCCCAAGACUUUACUUCCUGAGUGAUGACGAUUUACUGGAACUUCUCGGGCAAGCUCGAGCUGGUGCUGAAGGAAGGGAAGCUGUUAUGCAAACACAUCUCAAGAAAUUGUUCCCGGGAAUCACAGGAGUUCGACUGGGACCCGGAGAUAUGUCUAUUACCGCUUUGUGUAGUCAUUACGGAGAAUCGUUCCAAUUGGACCACCCAGUUGAUAUCGAUUGUCCAGUAGAGGUAUGGUUGAAGAACUUGGAAGCAGAGAUGCGAUCCUCUCUAAAAAGCAUGACUCUAAAGUGCAUAGUCACAAACUCCCUUCAAGAACAGGACCCAUUCUCACUUCCUACACAAAUCCUAUGUCUCGCUCAAAACAUACGCUUCACAGAGCAAGCAGAAAAAGCCAUAACUUCCAAGGAAUUGCACAAAUUAAAAGCCAAUAUAGAAAAGGAGAAUUCCUACUAUGCUUCAGCCGAAAUAGAGGACGAGAGUGAGCGACGUAAAAGACAGGCACUCAUAUUACAAUGUGCUCAUUAUUUGUCCGUCAUCAGAAUUUUGAUAGACAAUAAUAUCGUGUCAACUAACGACUGGCUUUGGCAAAAACAGUUGAGAUUCUAUUUGCUAAGUACAAAGGAGGUGGUAGCUAAAAUGGGUCUAGCUCAGAUAUCAUAUUCAUACGAAUACCUAGGAGUGAACACUGGACAGUUUGUGCGCACUGAACUAGCUGACGACUGUUUCUUUAUUUUGACACAGUCCCUCCAUUUGGGUUUAGUUGGUAACCCAUUCGGUCCAGCUGGCACUGGAAAGACAGAAUCUGUGAAAGCUCUGGGUGGUCUUGUAGGACGCUUGGUGCUAAUCUUUAACUGCGAUGAGGCAAUGGACGUAGAGUGUAUGGGCCGUUUACUCAGUGGACUCGCCCUGUGUGGUGCCUGGGGAUGUUUCGACGAGUUCAAUCGUCUGGCAGCUCACACAUUGGCUGGCGUGUCGCACCAACUAUCCUCGCUACUGGCCGCCACUACAGAACGGUCGAAUGGAUCACAACCCACUGCGAUGCUCAAUGGGAAGCAGGUGACAGUAUCGGAAUGGUGUGGAGUAGCCGCAACAAUGAACCCGGCGGGUCGUGGCUACGGCGGCCGUCGGACAUUACCGUCCGCCUUGCAACGAGUACUACGUCCCGUAGCCAUGCUGCAACCCAGGCCUGAUGUACUGGCUGCACAUCUACUGGCCGCAGCGUGCGUUCCUGAUGCUGAGAUACUUGCUCGUGAUUUGCAUAACGUCUUUACUCUUGCAAGCUGCCUACUAAGCGAGCAGCGCCACUACGACUGGGGCCUGCGUGCGCUGAAGGCGGGCGUGGGGAGCUGCGCCGCCAUGCUGCAGGCCGCGGGGGGACGGGGUGGCGGGGGGACCGUCGCACGCCGCGCCGCCGCACGACGCGUGCUCACACUCAACAACCACUCCAAGCUUACGCGAUCUGAUGCACAAAGAUUCGAAAAUAUACUAUCAUUAGUUUUCGCUGAUGUACCCACUGAAGAAUCCAGUUCUGACCCAAUAAACUCAGCUCUUGAGAUGAGUGUAAAUAACCUCAAGCUUGUACAUAAUAAACAACAGAUACAAAAGUGCGUGGAAUUGUAUGAACAAAUGCAACAGAGAAUGGGAGUGGUUGUAGUCGGACCUCCAGGGUCUGGUAAAACUACAAUAAGGCAACUAUUGAAAUCUGCCCUAGCACUCCAAGGUAAGAACGUGGUGGAAUACAUAAUCUGCCCGAAGGCGAUGAGUCGCGAUUGGUUGCUUGGACACAUCGAACAUGACACGAGGCAGUGGACUGACGGGGUUAUAUCUUACACGGCGCUUGAAAUAUCUAAUCAACCUUCUGAUGUGUGGUCUUGGGUAGUAUGUGACGGUGAUAUCGACCCAGAAUGGAUAGAAGCCCUCAACUCAGUAUUGGACGACAAUAGACUGCUGACAUUGCCUUCAGGCUGGAGGAUACAAUUCGGUUCCAACGUGAACUUCCUAUUCGAAACACAUAGCCUGGAACACGCUUCACCGGCUACUGUAUCAAGAAUGGGUAUUAUAUUGUUGAGCGAUGACGUAAGCUGCGAUCUAGACGUGCUUGAAGCGUGGAUGCGUAGAGCUGAUUUCGAUAAUGAAGGUGUAAAGAUGGCUCUGCCGUUACUGCAGCAAGUUAUAAAGAGAUGCAUCCAGUGGCUUACUGAUCAUAAGGGUGAUUUGGCUGUCAAGCUUUAUAAUAUUACUGUGGUCAAACAAAUACUAACACAGUUCGAGUACUUAGCCCAGGACACAGGGUUCAACGCCACUCGCAUGGGUCCCGAGGAAAUAGUCUACCUUGCCAUACAACGCAGUGUAGUCGAUGUCAUCAAGGAAAGUGCUAUCGAUAGCUUCCAUGAUGAGCUAUCCACACUGAUGGGUCCUCCGAUAGUACCGCCAUUAGGCACGAACGAGUGGGUCACAGACACACUGUACAUGUCGCGACGUCUAUUGGCCUGUGAACCCACACUACGAGCCUGUGUGACGUCACACCACGCACAUCUACUUCUUGUUGGACCCGAUGCUUGUGCAAAGAACCUUUUAGCGGAAUACAUAGUGAAGGAAUGUAAUUCUGCUAUCCUAACUAUAGACUGCACUCCAAUUUUAGAACCAGCUGACAUCAUUGCAGAACUGAAAAGAAACAACAUGGUCCGUGCGGGCGGGCGCGGCGCGGGCGCAGGUGCGCGCUGUACGCUGGUGGUGCGGGCCUUACAUCGCGCGCGGACCGACCACUGGGCCUCCACGCCCGUACACUCCUUCUUACUGCAGUUAAUACAACACAACGGGUUCUGGACGCGAGGUAGUGACGAGGAGGGCGGUAGUGGCACGCAGUGGUGCCAAGUGUCACGCCUGCGGGUACUGGCCACCGCCACUACACUCUCUGCCAUCUCGCCUAGACUGGCCGCUGCGUUGGAGCUUAGGACGUUGAGUGAACCAGACGAUGAGGAAUUAUUAGAAAUAGUAACACAUUAUUUAAGAAACAGUGUGGACAAAGGGAUACCUACAAAAGAUAUAACAAAGUUAGCCGAUAAUCUUCUGGCUAUGUUCAAAGAGGUUACGGAGACAUUCGACGACCAAAGUCACUACAAGUGGAAUGCAUCACAUUUGAGGAAACUGUGCGAGAAUGUCAAAUGGUACUCACCAACUAAUACAGAACAAUUAAUUAUGGCCAUCAGCGCAGAAGCCAACUUUAUAUUCCGAGAGAGGUUAAUAUCGGAUGAAGAUAAAUCCGCGUUCAGCUCCAUAUCAUGUAAACAUUUGAAAGUGAACAACGAGGCGAUGUACUUCGCUUGCAAACUGCGUGGAGAUGGGGUCUACUUGGAGCACACUGACUAUAAUGACUGGCAUCACAGGACCGAGCUGCUGAUUAACCAGUGCUUGUCAGAAAAUGAACAGAAUGUAUUUGGUGAGACUGGUGCCGAGGUGUGUUCUGAACUAGCACUACUGUGCCCGGCCAUGGCGCGAUCGAGUAACGGCGGGCUACUAGUAUGCGUGGGAUGCGCAGGAGUGGGUCGUCUGUCCGCGGCGUAUAUUACGGCCGCCGCACUACCUGCUUCACUGGUCGUUAUCAACCACGAUGCACAGUUCAACACGCAGUUUAAAAACGCAUUAACCUCAGCAGCCGAAGGCAAGCGUACGAUAGCAUUAAUCCGCGAGGGCGCUGCCAGUAAGGACGUACUGGCCGCCAUCGAGGCACUGCGGCGCGCGCGCAGCCCGCAUGCAUUACCGGCUUUACUGUUGCCCAAUGCUGAGCCCAAUGCUAUUCGAAACAUAAAAGAAAACCUCGGCAUUGUGAUAUGCCUAGACAAAAACCAGGAAAAUCUAUCCGAUCUAAUGGAAAAGUACCCCCUACUGUACAACGAUGGUACCAUAGUAUGGUUGGAGCAUUGGACUGACGAUACGCUACGUCAGUGGCCACGCCUACUAGUGCAGAGAUUACUAAAAGAAAAUGCAGUGGACACGUCAAAGGAACAACUGGAUGCGUUACCAGUAGACGGGUUCGUGAACAUCCACAAGAGUAUCGACGUGGAAUGGAAGAAGGCGCCCUGUCGAUAUGUGAACUUUAUUAGGACUUACUACAAUAUUAUCAAUAGGAAGAAAGCUGCGCUUGUUCAGAGGCAGGCUAUGCUAUCGGCGGGCGUAGAAGCAUUACGACGCGGACGUAGCGAAGUAUCCGCGCUACAAGCCGAAGCAGCGAAGCAAGAGACGGAGCUGCGCAGUAAGCAGGCGGGCGCGGAGAGCGCGCUGCAGCAGAUCUCCGCCACGGUACGGGCGCACACGCACCACAAGGACGACAUGCAGGCGCUGCAGCGGAACGUGCAGAUGGAGAAUGAGAAGCUGCAGGCUCAAAAAAAAGAAAUAGAAGCGGAGCUAGCUGCGGUUGAGCCCAUUAUAGCGGCAGCUCGGUCCGCAGUCGGCGAUAUUCGACCAGAAUCUUUGAGUGAGGUACGAUCACUGCGUGCGCCACCGGAGGUCGUACGAGACGUAUUGGAGGGGGUCUUACGUCUCAUGGGUAUCGCAGACACUUCGUGGCAUUCCAUGAAGAAUUUCCUGUCCAAGCGAGGAGUUAAAGAAGAUAUUAGAUGUUUAGACGCGAGUCAGAUCAGUCCCGCCGCGCUAGCUAGCGUGCAGAAGUUACUAGAGGUACGCGGAGGGUCGUUCGAGGCAGCGACGGCGAAGCGCGCGUCGGCGGCGUGCGCCCCGCUGGCGGCCUGGGUGCGCGCCAACAUACACUACGCCGCCGCGCUGCAGCGCGUGCAGCCGCUGCAGGCCCACCAGGCCAAGCUCGCCAAAAACCUAACGGACGCGGAGCAGCAGAUGGCAGCGCUGUCCACCGACCUGAACACGGUGGAGGAACGAGUGGCGGCGCUACAGGAGCAGUUGGGGCAGAACACCCGCGAGGCCGCGGCGCUGGAGCUGAAGCUGGCGCAGGCCAACGCCACCAUCACCACCGCCACUGGACUCAUCGACCAACUCGCACAUGAAUAUACUGCCUGGGAGAACGAUUUGGAGAACAUAUCAAAAGAAAUAUCGCAACUCAGUCAGAGAUCACUACUAUCGGCUGCUUACAUAGUGUAUUUACCAGAUGUCACUGAACCACAAGCCAGGGAUUACGUUACUAAAUGGAGUGCGCUCAUCGGUUUCGAAGAUGCAUCGUUCUCUGUAAUAAACUUCCUGUCGUCUACUGAGAAGCAGUUAAAAUGGGAAGCCGAUGGGUUGCCAUCCGAUACUACUGCUAUUAAGAACGGUGUUUUAAUUGAUCAGUUUUUGGAGAGCCAAAAGUGUGGGUUCACUCCAUUGCUAGUAGACCCAGACGGCGAGGGUUUGACUUGGCUCAAGAACACACUGGCUGACUCACAGUGUGACUUUGUAUCGCAACGCAGUGAGAAGUUGAUGACCACCAUGCAGUAUGCAUUCAGACUGGGCCGCACCGUGGUAGUGAGUGACGUGGACAGCGUAGAGUGUAUCCACAGUACCCAACCCAGUACCCCGCCGGCCGCGGCCGCCCGCCUGCUACUACAGAGCCGCGCGGCCGCCGCGCUGGCUCCGCAUGUCGCCGCCACGCUCAGUCCGCUGUACUUCACUCCUACACUACAUGCGCUCACUGAUCAACUCGUCAACUACGCUUUGCAACAGCAAAAUCCGGAACUUUAUGAGAAGUCUAGAGAGAUCAAACUGAAAAAGGCUACUCUACAGAAACAACAGCAUGAGUUACAGGAAAAUCUCCUCCGUGAACUAUCAAACAAAAGCAACAUUUUACAAGAUGCGGGUGUACUAGCCUCGCUAAGUAAGACUAGGGCCACCAACGACACUAUAGUCGAAGCUUUAGCAGCUGCUAAGGAAGUGGAGCAAGCGAGCCAAACUGCCUGUAAGAUGUACGAGGCGGCGGCGCAGAAGGCAGCUCUACUGGCGCUAGCCACCAACGGACUAGCCACGCGGUGGCCACUCAUUGCUCUACCUGUGGAUGCAAUACUUGAUGUCUUUGUUGAUGCUGUAAGGAGACAGCCUGACCAAACAAACAUAAAUAACGAGGAACUGAUCAAAUAUGUGACGAGGAAAAUUGUAGAGAGAGUCCUUUUGAGCUUACACAAGAAGGACAAGUACGUAGUCGUGUUGUACUUGUUGAAGCAAGUUUAUGAGGAUUCCAUUCCAAACGAGCUAUGGCAAAUAUUUAUAGGUAAUCAAGAUUUGUUGGAAGAUGUUGGCAAUGUUAGCGAAAUUAAAAAUAAACACGCCUGGAUACCACAGGAUUGUGUCAAGAAAGUUGCUAAACUCAAGAUUGUAAACGAAGAUCUAUACAACAGGCUGUCGCUACAGAAUGAGGAACUAUGGAAGGAGUUUAUGAAAUCAGGAGAUAUAAAUAUAAUUAGCAAGCUGAAACUAAGUGCGUUUGAAACUGUAGUCGCCGUGUCAGCCACUCGACCCGACAGUGCUUACCGAGCUAUUGUAGCUUUCGUUGAUCAACUAUUAGGUGCAGGAGUAAUAUCAGGCGGGCAGCCAGUCCGUCGCGGCGCGCUGUCAGCGCGGCGGGCGCGGCGCGCGGCCCGGCCCGCGCUACUGCUGUCGGCGCAUGCGCAGGACGCACUCGCCGCCGCCGCCACCAACACGCAGCUCACACAUGUGGGCAUAGAACAAGGCAGAUCGGCUUGGGAAGCAGCUCUAGAGAGUUGUCGCAGCGGUAGCUGGCUCGCUAUUGUAGUUGGAGCAUCACCGUUCACAAACGACCUGCAGGCCUUCAUUACUGCAUACCUUGAAACACCGGCGGACCAAUUCCAUGAAGACUUCAGGUUGUGGAUUUUGUCAGAGGACCGUGAAAUCCCACCGCUCAUAUCUAAUGCCUGCGUUAAUAUUAUACUCGAGGCCCCGGAGGGUGUGAAGAACAACAUAAUGGGCACGCUGUACGCGUGGGGCGGGUACUCGGCCGACGCCAACUCCGUGCGACUGCACGCCGCGCUCGCCUUCUUCCACGCGCUCGUACAGGAGCGACGUGCUUAUAUACCUCAAGGCUGGUCGCAGUGGUACGCGUGGGAGUGGGGCGAGGCGGUGGCGGGCGCGCGCGCCGUCCGCGGCGGGGCGGGCGGGCGCGGCGUGGCGGCGCUGUACGCCGCGCGCCUGUGCAGCGCGCCCGACGCGCGCGUACUGGCCGCGCUGCAACGCCGCGCAAUGCCCGACGCCGCUACCGCGCCGCGCUGGGCACCGCUACCGCUCACACAACCACUGCCGCACUCUACUUCUCUCAGGGAAUACACAGUAGCCUUCGACGCUCUCCCAGACAUCGACUCGCCACAACUCUUGGCCCUACCUGCAAACUGUCUUUACAUAUAA
Messenger RNA from Spodoptera frugiperda (fall armyworm), 11767 nucleotides. It is a transcript of the gene btv, whose product is annotated as cytoplasmic dynein 2 heavy chain 1. Gene Ontology annotation, molecular function: dynein light intermediate chain binding; dynein intermediate chain binding; ATP binding. The coding region runs from base 257 to 11767 and encodes 3836 amino acids. The transcript is spliced from 71 exons. The record is from RefSeq and is a predicted model, not a curated record. Gene Ontology annotation, cellular component: dynein complex. Gene Ontology annotation, biological process: microtubule-based movement. NCBI's taxonomy places the organism in Eukaryota, Metazoa, Arthropoda, Insecta, Lepidoptera, Noctuidae.